This is a messenger RNA of Mustela lutreola (European mink), 3646 nucleotides long. It is a transcript of the gene OTUB2, whose product is annotated as OTU deubiquitinase, ubiquitin aldehyde binding 2. Gene Ontology annotation, cellular component: nucleus. Gene Ontology annotation, biological process: protein K48-linked deubiquitination; negative regulation of double-strand break repair. NCBI's taxonomy places the organism in Eukaryota, Metazoa, Chordata, Mammalia, Carnivora, Mustelidae. Gene Ontology annotation, molecular function: cysteine-type deubiquitinase activity; ubiquitin binding. Bases 200 to 904 code for a protein of 234 amino acids. The record is from RefSeq and is a predicted model, not a curated record. The transcript is spliced from 6 exons.
GCGUGUGUCUUGCUGGGACACAGUGGAGGUCUACCCUGUGGUUUGCGGAGUGGUCGGGUGUAUUCUCCGCUCGCCCCCACGCCCUCGAGGCCCCCGCCGCCCGACCCAACGGCGGAGCCAGCCCGUGGCUUCCGUGGCGCCCUCCCGCACCGGAUCGCUCCUUGCUGGGGCGGGACCUGGCCCGACGGCUCCGGUCACUAUGAGUGAAACAUCUUUCAACCUAAUAUCAGAAAAAUGUGACAUUCUAUCAAUUCUUCGGGAUCAUCCUGAAAACAGGAUUUACCAGAGGAAAAUCCAGGAACUCAGCAAAAGGUUCACCGCGAUCCGCAAGACCAAGGGGGAUGGGAACUGCUUCUACCGGGCCUUGGGCUAUUCCUACCUGGAGUCCCUGCUGGGGAAGAGCAGGGAGGUCCUCAAGUUUAAAGAACGUGUCCUGCAGACCCCAAAUGACCUUCUGGCUGCUGGGUUUGAGGAGCACAAGUUCCGAAACUUCUUUAAUGCUUUUUACAGUGUGGUCGAGCUGGUAGAGAAGGAUGGCUCAGUGUCCAGCCUGCUGAAGGUGUUCAACGACCAGAGCGCCUCGGACCAAAUUGUGCAGUUUCUGCGUCUGCUCACCUCCGCCUUCAUCAAGAACCGCGCAGAAUUCUUCCGACACUUCAUUGAUGAGGAGAUGGACAUCAAGGAUUUCUGUACUCAUGAAGUGGAGCCCAUGGCCAUGGAGUGUGACCACAUCCAGAUCACAGCCCUGUCUCAGGCACUGAACAUCGCCCUGCAGGUGGAGUAUGUGGAUGAGAUGGACACGGCCCUGAACCACCACGUGUUCCCCGAGGCUGCCACCCCUUCCGUUUACCUGCUCUAUAAAACAUCCCACUACAACAUCCUUUAUGCAGCCGAUAAACGUUGAUUACUUUUAGGCCAUGCAGUGGAGCCUGUCACCUAACGGGACUGCAUUCUCAAUGGAACAUUCCGACUUUUCAAUUUUUUAAACAACUUAAAACUAUAGUUAGAAAAUGUACAGCCUUUUGGGCAAAGUCACUGGGAAUGAGGACUACCCAUCAUGGACUGGUAUAACUUAGUGGUACUGUUAAUAUUUAUUUUCAUGGAGGAUCAAAUGCUUUCUAACUCAGGGCUACAAAGCCAGAACCUCUGGCUCUGCUCCCAGUUCCCUGAGACCCUGGGCAGGUCACCUCCCCUCUCUGGACCCAUUUCUUCAUCUGGACAAGGUUCUUGCCAGUACUGACAUUCUGUUGUAUAAAAAACAGGGCCCUCUGGUUUCCUUUCUGUGCCUCUCUAAUGGGGAGGAAAAGCUCAAGGUUAGCUGUCUUCAGUGACUUUCCAGUUCUACAGAGAAGAAUCUAGUCCAAUCAGCUGUUAGACUGGACUUUGGUGGAUGGCUGACUGAAGUGUUGGCUAGUUGGCCAAUGUGAGGGCUUCAGCAUGGUUCCAAACAUUCACCAGGGGAGUGUUUUCUUACCCUAACCUAAGGAGAAAAGGACUUUUAUGCCAAAGUUUAAAAAGGGGCCUUCAGCAUGAAGCUCAAGUUGUUGUGGCCUCCCCUCCUCUCUACCUCUCCGGGCCAGACCUGCUUGCUUCUGGGCAGGCCCAUCAGGAUUCUGCAGCUUAGCCUCACCUAACAGGCUCAAGGAAGGCUGGGGUCUGGGACCAGGAAGCUGUCUCGCCAUCCCCAACAGCCUGGAAGUAGAAUCUAGGUAAUCUGCCAGGUGGAGACAGCAGUACAUGCAGCCACAGACUCCAGCUGGGCAGGGCAGACAUGUUUUGCAAGGUUGUCUGCAGCUUCUUUCCAUUUUCCCCCUUCUGCUGGGUGUUGUGGACUGACAGGAAGUUAGGGGGGAAAGAACAGACAAGCUGAGGUAACUGGCAAGGAGGGACAUUUGCUGUGAAAACUGCCUAGAAGCCAAGAGCCCAGGCUGGCAGCCUCCUUCGUUUGUCCCCCUAGACCUUCCCCUUAGUAACAAGCCUUGUCACCUUGCUGCCCCAAGGACCUUGAAGAGCCCAGCUGAUCUGGGGUACUGCUAGCAAGCGUUCUUCCUCUGUGGGAGGAAAUGGAGACCGUCCAAGUGUGGAACUGCCCAUGGGGUACUCCCCUAACCCAAGGUGUUUUCUCGCAGGUUCUCUUCUGCAGGGAUUUCUGAGAAUCCACACUGCAUGUCUGCUGGCAGCCAGACCAUACACAAUGACUGGGUAGCAGACUGCUGAGGCCUUGUAUACAAAUGGAAGAUUUGUAUCAUUCUUCUACCUUUGUGAAAACAGAUGUUAGGGUGCUUAAUGCCAGGCAGGGACCCAGGUUCCCCUACUGCAUUAGCUGGAGCUUAAACCCAAGGGUUCACACUAAGUGAUCAUGUCACUUUUCCACAGGAAUGUAAACCUGACCUUGAUCUCUGAAUUGGUGAUAUCCCACCCUGCUCUGGGUAGGAAUGCUAGAUCUGCGACAAACACACUGGAAGACUGGGGGAAAUGUUAUGUGACUUGUGACUAUCAGGAUUCCCAAUUUUCAAACCAAAGGGUAUGAACACGGCACAUGCCCGUGGCUGCUCUUGAGGGUCUGUGGGACGGUCCAUGCCUCCACCUGGGCUCUCACACCUGGCAUAAGCAGCAGUGGCCACUUCUUGGCAUGUUCACAAAAGUAGAGAUUUCUCUUUGGCAAACUGGCUGGAGAAAUUCCCUCUCAGGCUUCCUAUGUCAUGCUUCUAGGUCUAAGCCCACCAGUGCUCCCAUGGAACCCUCUUCCAGAAGAGUUCCUAUCAGUUUCAAAUCAGAAUGCCACAGGCAAAUUAUUCUCAAGUUCUUACAAUGUGCUUCCCCCUUUUCCCACAAAACCACUGGUCCAAUCCAAGCCAUGGCUCUCUGCUCUCACAUCCAACCUCAGAUGGUCUGAGGCAAGCACCGAUGCUGAAAAGGGAGUGACAGAAUUCAGGAACUUGUUCAAAUCUAGCCAUCUGGGGAGGUUACUUUGCUGGUCUACAGCAGCCAGUUCUGCUGGCAUUCAAACCUCCUGGACAGGUCUGCACCCACCUCACCAACCCCUCUCUGUCCAGACCGAAAGGAGGCGGGAGAGUUGCUUUGAGAGUCUGUAUAACUGCACAUUUAUUACUUUCUUUCCAAAGGGAACUUUAUAAAUGGGAACGUUUAGCAACAAAAAGAACAAACUGUCCUUGCUUUUGACUGGGUUCCUAUUAUAAGCACAGAGGGCUUCUGGAGCCAGACCCGCCUGGGUUUGAAUCUCCCCUUUCCACAAGCUCUCGGCCAAGAACUUCAUCUCUUGAGCCCUAAUUCCCACGUCAGUGAAACGGAGACAGCACCUACGCAGCACAGGAUCACUGCUUAAAGUGUAACAAGAUUAUGUGCGAGACCAGACACCCAGUGCUCUACAAGCCGGGAAGCAGAACACUUGCUGCAAUGCGGGCAGGUACUUCCUUGGCAGGGAAACUCUGGCUUCCCCAACAGGGAAGUGUCAGGACCCAUGAGACAAGUGUAAGAACUGUUCUCAUACUGCGCAAAAUGGGGGCAGCAGCUGUGGCUCAGUGAGCAGCUGGUGGGGGGAGGGGGAGUGGGAUGGGCAGGCCCUACAGCUUCUCCUGGCAGUUGGUGGAAACAUUUUCCUGCAUUAAAAUGGUUUCCAUGACAA